Molecule: messenger RNA, 1672 nt
Organism: Brassica napus (rape)
Lineage: Eukaryota; Viridiplantae; Streptophyta; Magnoliopsida; Brassicales; Brassicaceae
Product: mitochondrial substrate carrier family protein ucpB-like
Exons: 8
Coding region: 279-1151 (290 amino acids)
Source: RefSeq, a predicted model, not a curated record
GUGCGUGAGAUAAGUAUCGCAAUAAUCACAGUAAUACCUGCGAAAAAAGUCAAGUAAUCAAAACCAAAAACGAACUACAUGUAUGGAGAUCUCGGACCCAAGAACCUUGCGAGUGAGUGAGAGAGACGGAAACUCGGGGGAGGUAGGAAGAUGAUUUGUCAAUCCAAUGGUACAGAUUUAUUUAAGAUAUCUGACGGCUAUUAUUGACCUGAGAAGUAUCUCAAUUAAAACGGCGUCGUUUUAGACGAUGUAUAUAAAAAAGGAGAUAAUUUUUAACGAUGAUCGGAGAUAUCUCCCCGCCGGACGCUUUAAUCCCAGUUGUUGAAGGAAAGGCGGAAGUGAGGAAGACGAAGAAUCUGCUACCGCCGUUAUCAGCGGUGGCGUCUCAUUUUGGCACAAGCGGAUUGUCCGUCGCGUUGGCCACCGGCGUGACUCAUCCUCUUGAUGUAUUGAAAGUAAGAUUGCAGAUGCAGCAUGUUGGACUUGGACAAAGAGGCCCAGUAAUCGGAAUGACUGGAAUCCUUCUUCAACUACGGAAGAAUGAAGGGCCUAGGUCUUUGUACUUGGGUUUGACUCCUGCUCUCACUAGAUCAGUGCUUUACGGUGGUCUCAGAUUGGGACUAUACGAACCCACCAAGGUUUCUUUCGAUUGGGCGUUUGGGUCUACCACUGUCUUGGUCAAGAUAGCAUCAAGAGCAUUUGCUGGGGCCUUCUCCACUGCAUUAACCAACCCGGUUGAAGUUGUCAAGGUAAGGUUGCAGAUGAAUCCAAACGCAGUUCCCAUGGCACAAGUGCGGGAAAUAGUCUCUAAAGGAGGUAUAGGAGCUUUGUGGAAAGGAUUUGGUCCUGCCAUGGUUAGAUCUGCAGCACUAACUGCCUCACAGCUUGCAACAUACGACGAAACAAAGCGGAUUCUGGUUACACAAACUUCUUUGGAAGAAGGGUUCAUCUUCAUUUAUGGUGUAGUAAGCACGCUGAUAACUGCUCCCAUGGACAUGAUUAAAACACGCUUGAUGAUGCAGCAUGAUUCCGGAAGCUCCAGAAUCUACAGAAACGGGUUUCACUGUGGUUACAAGGUUGUUCGCAAAGAAGGACCUAUGGCACUUUACAAAGGGUUAGACAAAAAGAUAUCAUUUCUUGAGGAUAUAUAGAAACAGUUAUUAGAGCAUCUUCAACCCCUCUAUUUUUCACUCAAAAAUAAAGUUUAGAGUAAAAAAUGCUCCAAUGAUACUCUAUUUCUCACUCUAUCUACUCCAAAUAUAGAGUAGUUUUUUUUUUUUGUUUAUCGCUCUAUUUUCUACUCUAAAAUAGAGUACUAUUGGAGUAAACUCAAACUCUAUUAUAAAACUACUCUAUUUUAGAGUAAAAAAUAGAGUAAGCCAUUGGAGAUGGUCGUAGUAAAAUAAAUUAAACGUUUCUUCGCUAUUUUCGCUCGGCUCGGACCACAAACGAUGAUCACGUUCAUACUCUGCGAGAAGCUAAGAUCACUCGCUGGACUUCACACAAUGUAGCCACUCGAGGGUCCGGUCCGGCUCCAGCUUAAGUUCUACUCCAAUUUUGAAGAAAAUAAAAUUAAGAGUACGUGAGCUUGUUAUUCACCACAAAAUUUUAAUUAUUAUUUGUUAAUUGUCUUAGGUUUAUUUAUAUUUAUCAACCGUCCAAUUUUACGGAA